AUGACCGAGCAGCCCGAUCCGACUGCAGACCAAGGCGUGGUUGGCAGCAAGGAGCAAGUGACAAGGCCAUGGAUGAUGACGAUCGUCGGCAAGGUCUUUAGUGGGUCCCCACGCAGUACGACGCUGCCCAAGGAGCAUCGAUCGUGGCAAGACGUUAAGGCCGAUGUUCAAUCGAUCGACGAGAAGCUUGUGGUGCCCAACGACUUUGGGACCAUCAACAACAGCCGUAUGACGGUGCCGCGAGGCUGCUUCCAAGCGACCGAGGAAGACGAUACCAGUCUGCUUCAAUGA
This is a messenger RNA of Saprolegnia parasitica CBS 223.65, 291 nucleotides long. RefSeq lists its product as hypothetical. Bases 1 to 291 code for a protein of 96 amino acids. Lineage: Eukaryota; Oomycota; Saprolegniomycetes; Saprolegniales; Saprolegniaceae. The record is from RefSeq and is a predicted model, not a curated record. The transcript has 2 exons.